GUAUCGACGGCUGCGUCGUACCCGCUGUAUAUGGCGUAUACAUAGCUGUGUGGUGGAUGCUUUAUUACUGUGGAAAUGUGGUGUGUCAGCAGAUGUGCGAGUUGGUGCUCUGCGAUGUUUUUUUGUCUAUUUGCACCUGACUCGAACGUUUAUGCACAUAUUCGUCCGUGUCUUUCUCCCGGUUGACGACUGUGUCUGGGGCAUUGAUGUUGUUUUUUAUUCUAAUUUUUGUAUGCACUAUGUCGCUACUGUAAUGCAGUGUGGUGUUUCCUCGGGAAGGAUGUUUAUGGGUUGACUUCCGCCCUAAUGUGGGAAAAUGUUAUCCUGGUCGGAGACACUGUUUGAUAUCUUCGUCCUUUAUUCGCGGUUUCCUUAUUGCUCUCACUAAGCCAGUCAAUUUUUGAUUAUUUAUUUACUUGUUUGGAGAUUUCCGUUUUUUUGUGCUUUUAUAUUGUAACUUAUUUUAUAUUUAUUUUUUGUAACCUUUUGGAAUAGUUAUCAUAUGUUGUUCGAAUUGAAUUUAUCAUUUAUGCAUUUGGGACUUUUUCAUCUUUUCGCUUUAAUUUGAAGUUUUUCGCUUUAAUUUAAAGUUUUUUAAUAUUUUCUAAUUAAUUUAUUUUUCUCUUUUCACUUUCCAGAGUAACAGUUAUUUAAGCCGUUAAUUUAAUUAUUUUACUUUGUUAAUAAUGUCCGUGAAUAUCGAGCAACCAUUUGGCCCGACACAUCCCUUCAGUUUUAAAUCAUCCUUACUGGAUGACACCACUUCCGCCACAGGAAUGGCCGCUAUCAAUAGGGAAUUGAGUGGGGACUUUUCGCGGUUGAAAUCCGCAUGGGCUACAUCGUUCUCCAGUCCGAGUCUGUUGCAAUCGGGCUUGACUGAUCAUGAGUCGGAAUUACAUGACGACGUGUUCUUGCCCACGUUUUCGAAAGAACUGGAGAGAUUCUGGUCAAUGCCGUACGGUGGGAGUAUUAAUGCCGAUAUGUUGUCAUCCGGCUCCGCUACUUCAUCCUCCCCGGAUGCCGGGAAUAUGGUUAAUUUAUCGGAUGAUAGCGAUGUGGACGAUGAGCUGCUGCAUGGUAGUCUGAAAAGUGAGAGUAGUGGGCGGGGCAGUACAGGGCGAGGUGUGGACCCGGGGGAUGGUGGGGUGGGAUCAUCGUCGCCCGAUCCCGUAGGGCUUGGUGAGGAACCGGUGACGGUCUUGACGCUCGAUGAGAUUUUAAGCCGGUCGGCGACCAAGCGCAUCUGGGAUAACAAUGUACAGGGAAACGUGCACGAUGAUCGAGUACGGCUGUUUCAGGGACAACCUACGGGCCGUAAUCCUUUCUCUCCCGCCUGGAAAGAAAACAUGCCAUCGUUAUGGGGCAACAUCGCGAAUUCCGAUGGUCACAGUGUGUCGCAACCGAUUUCCGUGCAGGCGCAGCCAGGUCGCAACCGCGGCUAUUUUACCAGUAAUAACGCUGCUGCCGCCACCGGAAAUGCCGAAAUGCCUUGCAGCUCCAUACUGUCGCCUCGUUCACAAAACGAAGGCAUACGGCUCGUGUACGAUGUCUUAUCCUCAUCGCCGGCUACUGCGCCGAAAGACGUGCAGUUACGUCGGCGUAUGCAGCAGUUGUCGUUGAAUAAUCAGUCGGAUCAGGUGGAUCCUGAUGAUGCCGACAAAAGUCGAAAUGUAAACGAAGACGACGAUGAGAACCGGAAUAAUCAGACGGUCGUCGCGGAUGACAACCAUCCGGCUUCCACUAAUGGAAGCGGCAGCAAGGAGGAACGAUCAAAAGAAUCCUCCUCGGAUGGAAAAAGCAGUAAAGCCGGCAGUACUGGCGAUAUGCUUGAACCGUCGAAACGCGAAGAUAAACGGGAGAAUGAGGCGGGUUCCAAGAGUGACUCGAGCAGCGGCAGGACGUCUUCCAGUAGUCAUCGCGGCCAUGCAGAUAAUCACCGCACCGUACCGCAGCAUCGCAGUCAUCCGGGGAAUAAUUCCGCCAACGUGCCCAGCAAUGCCGUGCGGAUGCCGCCGGCCAACAUGUACAACCAGACACAGCCAGUGUACGCGCUGGGACUGCAGAACGGGAACUCCCGGUACAUUCCCACAGCGCCGAUGCCCAUGGCGGGCAAUCAGGACAGUAACAAUAUGGAUUUGUCACAUUUUGCCUUCCCGGAGAACGUCAAUAUGUACGAAUACCCCAAUCCCGGUGGGGUCGUGCUUUCGUCGUCCAUGGAGCUGCCUGGCAUGAUGGAUUACAGUCAGAUGGCUGUUCAGCGACCGCAAGCGGUGAUUAUGCAACCGCAGGCGAUGUACUCGACGGCAAUGGUGCCAUCCGCGUAUCCGGAUCCCUUUGGCGGCCAGCCGGGCGCACAACAGAUGGCCCAGAGCCCGAACAUCUACGGCACGGUCUUUGGAGCCGCGCAACCCGGUACUUCCUGGCCGUACAUGUACAGUCCCGCGGCGGGUCCCACCGGCGCCCCCGCGCCGCCCACCAACAAUGGGAAUCGUGAUGGGCGCACGUCGCCGUUGGGCUACACGACGGGGCAAGGCGCCCCCGAUGCCAAUAAUAACGCCAAUGUGCAAGCGCCACUACAAAGUGGAUAUCUGUUCUCCCCGGCCUACUGGGAUCGCAAUUCCGGUCAGAUCGUGCCCAUCGGCAGUCCGCAGCAGGUGGGCGGAAUGAUGCCAGCAUACCGGAUCGUCCAGCCGGUGAUGGUUAAUCCGGCGUCCGGAGUUGGCGUGGGAGGUGUACAACAGCCGCAACCACAACAGCGUCGCGAUUCGAUGGAUUACAGCCGUCGUACGCAACAGUUCUUCGCCCCGGUUCCCAUGGUAGGCCCGAUGAACAUUGCGGGUUCACCGCUGAACAGCCACAUGGGAAUGUACGCGGUGACCGGUGCGGCCAGUCCGCCGCCCAUGUUCAACGGCAACGAGAUGGUCUCGCCGCCGUACCAUCAGUCUCAACAUAUGCCGCAUCACGGUGCUCGGCGGAGCUCGUUCGGGAAAGCCGGAACGAAUUACGGGAACCAGCAUCGCUCCAGUGGAGCGUUCCUGCCGAAUCAGGCCGGCGGCAUCUACGAUCGGUCACCGCCCAAUUCAAAUGUGCAGCGGAGCCGGCUUUUGGAAGAUUUCCGAAAUAACCGAUAUCCGAAUUUGACGUUCCGCGAAGUUCAGGGCCACAUCGUGGAGUUUUCUCAGGACCAACACGGUUCACGCUACAUCCAGCAGAAGCUGGAGCGUGCAACACUGCACGAGAAGCAGAUUGUGUAUAACGAAAUCGCCCCGACAGUUCUGCAGCUGAUGACCGAUGUCUUUGCUAAUUAUGUUGUCCAGAAAUUCUUGGAGCUGGGCACACCGGAGCAGAAGUUGGCGCUGGGCGAUUUAAUCGUCAGUCAUGUGAUUCCGCUGUCACUGCAGAUGUACGGCUGUCGCGUGGUGCAGAAGGCACUGGAAGUGAUGAAUAAAGAUCAGCAGCGGCAGAUUGUUAUGCAGUUAGAAGGCAAUGUGGCCAAACUGGUCAAAGACCAGAACGGGAAUCAUGUUAUCCAGAAAGCCAUUGAGUGUGUACAGCCGGAUUUGAUUUCCUUCAUCUGUCAAGCCUUCCAGGGCCAGGUGUACAGUUUUUCCACACACCCCUAUGGUUGUCGUGUCAUCCAGCGCAUACUGGAGCACUGCACGGACGAGCAAACACGACCGAUUCUGGAUGAGAUGUUCCAAUACCUGAACGAUAUGGUUAUGAAUGAAUAUGGAAAUUAUGUUGUCCAGCAUGUGAUUGAACACGGAAAAGCCGAUGAUCGAGCGCGCUGCAUUGAAGCAUGCCGCGGACGCAUUGUAUCGCUCAGCCAGCACAAAUUCGCCAGUAAUGUAAUAGAAAAAUGUGUUCUGCACGGCAAUCGACAGCAGCGGAUCAAUAUCAUCGAGGAAGUGUGUACUUAUACCGACAACGGCCAAAGCGCCCUGUUCGCGAUGAUGCGCGAUCCCUUCGGGAACUAUGUUGUACAGAAACUGCUGGACAUUGCGGAGCCACCGCAGCGUAAACUCUUGCUACAUCAUAUUCGGCCCUUCCUGGGCCAGCUGCGCAAGCUAUCCUACGGGAAGCACAUUCUGAGUAAAGUGGAGAAAUUCAUGCCCUCCAAAUCGCCCAGCUCCUCCGGAUUGGGCUCCACCUCCUCCGCGGCGUCUGCUGCCGGAGGCGGAUUGGGAGCACUGGGCGGGAUGGGAUUGGGGAUGGGCGUGGGGGUGGGGAUGAUGUCGUAAGGAAAACGACGGAUGGCAGGGGAAUCCGACACUUCACAUGGACGAUUAACAAGUGAUACAUGGUGGUUCGUCGUUGUUGCGUUUUGGCUGGAAGCAAACAAAUUAGAGGUUUAUUUUUAGUUACAAUUUGUGGGCUUGUAUGUGUGUAUGUGUAUCGCAUGGUGAUUGUUGUAGAGAAGAUACCAGAGUUUUUGCAAAUUCAUAUUUUUUCGCCAGAUUUUUCUUUUUUUGUCAUAUUGUCAUAGUUAUAAUUUUUUGCUUCAUCACGGCGUAUGCUGAGUUGUUCAUCAUUCCAUUCGUCGCAUGGCGGAGCGGGUUGAUCCAAUUAUUACUUUGUGCCGGGAUGCGGAGAAGAUGCCCAAGAGGUGGCUAUAAUUUUUGGUUGUAUGCGUCGCUCUGUUCUUUAUGGUUCUUUGGUGUUCUGCCCGAUUCUCUUUAUUAACCCCCUUUUUGCUUUACUUUCUGAUUAAUUGUACUAUUAACGUUGUAGUUAUUUUGUAGAUAGAGUUGGCGCUUUUUUAUAUAGUUUAUGCUUGGGCCAGUGCUAUAAUUAUUAUGGAUGUUGUAUAUUUUACGUUGGAUGUAUUCUGUAAUAUGCUGUAAUCGUAUGUGUUGGCACGUGCAGCGAUUCUUUUUAAUUCAAAAAAAUUAAAAUUUACGCCAAAUUA
Molecule: messenger RNA, 4909 nt
Organism: Paramacrobiotus metropolitanus
Lineage: Eukaryota; Metazoa; Tardigrada; Eutardigrada; Parachela; Macrobiotidae
Product: pumilio homolog 2-like
Exons: 13
Coding region: 687-4241 (1184 amino acids)
Biological process (GO): post-transcriptional regulation of gene expression
Cellular component (GO): cytoplasm; nucleus
Molecular function (GO): mRNA 3'-UTR binding
Source: RefSeq, a predicted model, not a curated record